Molecule: messenger RNA, 1122 nt
Organism: Formica exsecta
Lineage: Eukaryota; Metazoa; Arthropoda; Insecta; Hymenoptera; Formicidae
Exons: 1
Coding region: 1-1122 (373 amino acids)
Source: RefSeq, a predicted model, not a curated record
AUGUGUCAAUCGUGGCCUUACAAGGAUUUUCAAUGGGUCGACGAUGUUACGAGCAUCAAUUUAAUGUCCAUAACGUCGAACUCGCCUAUCGGUUACAUCCUAGAAGUCGACCUUGCGUAUCCGUCCGGUCUUCACGACUCCCACGCGGAUUUGCCGUUUUGCCCGAUGCGCAAUAAGCCGCCCGGAAAACGGCAGGAGAAACUCUUCGCCACACUGUACGAUAAUGGCCGUUACGUGACGUAUUAUCGUAACCUGCAGCAAUGCAUUCGAUACGGAUUACGCGUUACGAAGAUACACAGAAUACUGCGAUUCGCGCAAUCUCCGUGGUUGCGCGGAUACAUUGAACUGAACACGCGACUGCGAAUUAAUGCGAGAAACAAGUUCGAGAAAAAUCUAUACAAAUUGAUGAAUAACGCCAUAUUCGGCAAGACCAUGGAGAACAUGCGCAAUCACUCGGACGUUCGUCUCGCGACCCGAUUGGACGGGCGAUACGGCGCGGAGGCGAUGAUCGCGAAGCCGAACUUUCACAGCAAAAGCGUCUUCGCGGAGGAUCUCGUAGCCGUGGAAUUGGGCAAACUCGAGAUUAAGUUCGACAAACCGGUCUACGUGAGUAUGUGCAUCCUCGACGUGUCCAAGAUUCGUUUAUACGAAUUUCACUACGAAUAUAUGUUACCGUUGUAUCGAGGCAAGUGCAAGAUAAUGUACACCGACACGGAUAGUCUCAUCUAUCGCGUCGAGUGCGAGGAUAUGUACGAGGAUAUGAAGCGCGAUAUCGAUAGAUUCGACACGAGCGAUUACGCAGCGGACAACGCGUACGCCAUGCCUCUCGCUAACAAGAAAAUGCCGGGUGCGAUGAAGGACGAUAAUACUGGCGCGAUCAUGACGGAAUUCGUCGGGCUCAGAGCAAAGAUGUACGCACUGCGAGUCGGUAGAGGCGACACGAAGAGGAUCAAGGGCGUCAAGAGCGGCGUCGUCGCGAGAACGAUAACGUUCGACGAUUACACACGAUGUCUUCGACGAGAGAUCGAGAUGACGCGCGAGCAGUUCUGCGUAAGGUCCAAAUUACACGAGGUGUACACGGUGUCGGAGUCGAAGGUCGCGCUUAUGGCCUUCGCACACUGA